This is a messenger RNA of Pelobates cultripes (western spadefoot toad), 255 nucleotides long. Lineage: Eukaryota; Metazoa; Chordata; Amphibia; Anura; Pelobatidae. The record is from the annotation of a GenBank genome assembly.
AUGGCCGGACCCCCUCGCUUUCUACACGACGCCACCGCUGAACCAGGGGCUCCAGCCACAGCAACACAGAAGCAGUGGGACCCGACAACAGGCCACUCGGCCCUCGGGGACGGCGGCAUAAGAGACAACCGCUGGCAGCUGCAGCACAUAACCGUAAGUACCACCAACCGGGACUCACCCUUUAAUAGGGGUACCAACCCCCUUAUGGACACUGGGGGAAACGAGACUGUUCUCCUAAACCACAUCAAGCUGUGA